AUGGCUCCUCCGCCGCAACCUGCCCAGCCUCGGUUCGACGCUUGCGCUUCCACAGCGUCCCUAUUUCUCUAUGCCCAGGGAUCGACAAUUUUUUGCCUUCACCAUGAUACAUUAGCGAUUGAGCGCCGUUUUCAGAGUCACCAGGAAAAUAUCGAGUUUAUAUCGGUGGAUAAUGUCAGCGAGCGGGGUGCGGGGAGAUUGGUGGUCAGUUACGAUGUUGGACAGACUGCGAUUGUUUGGGAUAUUUUUACAGGCACUGAAAUUGCCCGGUUUGCUUCCUUUGAGCAUUUACGAGUGGCUGCAUGGAUGCGCAAUGGAAAUGUCGCAUUCGGAAACGGGAAAGGCGAAGUCAUUCUUUUCGAGCCUUCAACACAGGAACAUAUCUCUGCGCGUACAAUUUUCGAUCCAAUUACUGCUAUGGCACCUGCGACAGAUUGUCGGACACAUGCAAUUGGGUAUCAAAAUGGUUCUAUCUUGAUCGCAACUCUUCUUCCUCAAUUUACCAUUCUUCAUACUUUGACUACAUCCCGAGGACCGUCUCCUAUUAUAUCUCUCGCUUGGCAUGCAUCUUCAUCAAAGCAAAAGUCGGAUAUGCUGGCAACUCAAUCUUCCAAUGGCGAUCUUAGAGUCUGGAGCGUGGCAAAGCCGCCAGGAAAAGAGUCACCACGAGUGAUUAGGGUACUGAAACGAUCUGACUCGAGUUCUGCUGACCCCAAAUGGAUGGGAUGGUCGAAAAAUGGAAGACUGGUUCAAUAUCUGGAAGGGUUGCUAACAUCUGAGAAAAGAGAAACAUGGUCAUGGGACGUCCGAACCAAACACGUUACUUACGACCCGAUUCCUACAAUUGAUGGUGUUCGAGGACUAGCCAACUAUGGCCCUACCGCAACUCUUUUCACCCUCGGUCCCCAAAAUUCAGUACAGCAGUAUGAUUUGGAGAAUCCAGCAAUGGUUGCAAAUGUGCAACAUGUGCCAGUAGGGUCGAGGUCUGGUACAUCGGAGAAUAGCAGAUCAAGGACAAUGUCACCGCGUCGCCUGCAGGAUCCUCCUGAUAUCCGGGAACCAUCGACUGCGGCCCGACGAACACCAUUCGAUGCAAAUGGGAUCGAAAGUAUCAGACAACGGGCAGAUCUGACUAGCCCUGCUUCUUCUCGCAGUAGGACGGAAUCAGUCAGUUCAAAGGCAUCAUCUUCGAAAUAUAAAAUCAGGCCUUUUUCGCCGCCGAGUCGGUCUGGCCAGAGUGCUACUACAUUCUCCUUGACUUCGGCUGGCGGUGAUACGCCGCAGCCUUCUGUGUCCGCCAUUUCCUUUGCGUAUCCGUCUUCGGUUUCGAUGUCGUCUGUGAGAAGUUCAAGGGCCGCAUCGCGGUUGCGGAAUGAAGUCCAUCUAAGUCCGGCUGAGAAGAGCAUUGUCGAUUUGUUUCCGUUUACUCGUGCUCGGCUCAAUGAUGUGCCUUACAAGCAGCAACCGCCUCUUGAUGAUCCGGAUUUGACUUCUGAUGAUUUACGACAGCAGAUGUUGAGUGUGGUAUUUGGCUGGGAUGGUGAUAUUGAAGAUCUGAUCAGGGACGAAUUGAGUCGCCAUGCCGUUGGAAGCCAGAGCGCCAUUCUUUUGGCACAAUGGCUUGGUGAAACCGAUACAGAUCAAAUGGCUUCCAUGGUUGCUCCCGGAGCUGUAUCAACGUCUGACUGGAUGCUUCUUGCAUUAAGCCAAAUGACUGGUCAUGCCCAAGCAAACAAAGUCGGACAAGCAUUUGUCCAGAAGCUACUCGAAGUCGGUGACACGCAUACUGCAGCUGCCAUUUUGCUUGGACUUGGCGAUAGCAACGAUGCGAUUGAAGUCUAUGUUUCUCGAAAUCACUUCAUGGAGGCUAUCCUUAUGACAUGUCUUGUUAUGCCGUCCGACUGGCAGAGACAAUCUUAUCUUGUUCGUCGGUGGGGAGAACAUGUAGUCACGCAUUCUCAACAACAACUCGCAAUUCGUUGUUUCAUGUGUACAGGCGCGGAACCAUCUGAGCCAUGGGCAUCGCCAUCCGCACAGCAAGCGGCAUCCUUUGCGGAGAUGAUUCGAACCAACUUCGCCGGGGCCUCCCCAGGCCAAUAUUUCAAGCAUAAUGGCCCCCCAAUCCGUCCCAGAUCUACAUCUAACGGGAAGCCUGCGGCAAAGACUCCGGCAUUGAAGCUUAUUACUUCAUUCGAUGUGCAACCAAAUCAACGCUUCCGCUUCCCUGGAUUGAAGUCAGACGACCGUACUCCAACCAAUGCACCGGGAAUCACGCCAAUCGCUGAAUCUGCUGUUCCGGACUCUGCAUUGUCUCCUGGGGGCCUCGGUUGGAAGCUGAACAAUAUCCAAAGCUUAAGUCAUGCAAUGACUUCUCGAACGAAUACCCCUUCUUUCAACCGGCGCCGUUUACCCUCAAUUGGAGAGACUCCGGUGGAUGUGCACCCUCCGACAUUCUCGCGAUCUGGUUCAUUUAGCCAAAAUGAGUAUGGGUCUACUUCAGAGAACGAGACGAGUGGCCAUGAACAUAGCCAAGACGAAAGGGAAAGUGAAAGUGGCCUUUUGGAGUUACCAUCUGGUAGAUAUGAGCCCAACACCGACUCUCUGAAACCCAGCCCCCAGACUGCCGUGCAAGGAAUGGACAAGUUUGCCACCAUCAAGGGUCUUCCAUCUCCAGCCGCUGGUGUGUUUGAAGCUCUGACCAACGAUGACCACCGUAAUGGCUCUCGGGAUCGUAAACCUGAUGGCCUUCAGAUUGAGCUACUCGAUAGCGAACGAAGUCACCAAGAUCGCUCGGCCUUGAUUCCUAGCGCUAAGAGCACGGCUUCGACAGCGAACAGUUUCACUUCUGCUAAGAGUCCAAGCGUCAGUGGCCGAAGCAUUGAUCAAUACAUCAGCAGUCUAGACGAAGCAAACUUCCAUGCGCGCAAGUAUCGUGGUCCUCACACACCGGGGCGUGGAAGGCGAAACACAGGUGAUACAGCUAGUCAGAGCUCACGGGUUCACCAGUCGCGAGAUGCUUCGCAGGAUACUCAGGGCCGAAAUGACCGUCGCUAUAUCCAACCUGCUAAACGCUCUCCCUCUUCGCCUGUCCCCAUGUCUCCUGAGGAAGUAGCACGGCAUGGGACCGGGGAAUUUGAAAUGCCGAAGUCCAAGCCGAAAUCAAAGUCGCGCACUAGGAGUUCAAGUAAGAUGAGACGACCGGAGUCGCGAAACCGUCAACGAUCGUCUAGCCGACAUACAGCAAGCCGUAUUGCAGACAAGCGAGAGCCUUCAAAUCGUGGCCGCAGCAAUGACCGGCAAGGAUCUAGCACUAGAUCCCCAUCUUCGCCUCUUCCCAUGUAUUUCCCGGGAGAUGAGCCUACUCAGACUGACAGUGCAGAUGAUCCAAUGAAGUUCGUCGCGAGUAACCAGCAGAGGCUGCGCUCUCGGCAUCGUAGUGCUAGUCGCCGUCGCGCUGAGAGAGGCACAAGUGCAGCAAGUGCCAGAAGAGAUGCGUCCCCGGAAUCCAGACACAAGACAUCCCAGAGUCUGUCAGAAGUUCAGCCGACGACCAAAGCUGAUCCAUGGAAUCAAUCAUCAGAGUCUGUUCAAUUAUUGUCGAGCAAGGUCUUUGGCCAGGAGCCCCCUUUAAGUGCAUUUUCCAAUGCACAGCCUAGCUCGACUGCGAAUGACUUCCAAGAUAUUGCAUCCCCAACAACGCCAUUUGUCAGUAUGGCAGAGAGGAAGAGGAGAGAGUUCGCAGCUGCCGAACUAGAGGCCCGGAGACUAUCUCUUGCACGCAACCCAUCGGCACCAAACAUUCCCUUCCCUGGUGAGCUGCAAAGCGUCAGAAGUCCCAUCGAAAGCCCUCCGCCAUUUUCUGGUGGUAACUCAUACUUCCCACGAACUCAGUCUCGAAACAAAAUGAGCCAGAGCAAGGCAUCUCCCGACUACCCAAGCAGCUCAGAUUCCAAUUCUUCCCGCUCCGGCAUGCCAAUAGGACUUCCAGCAACUCCUCGAGCUAUGCGCCAUCCCAAGUAUGGAGGAAGCGGACAGGACGAAGAACGGCCUCCUUCAGUGCCAGCCAUUCCUUCAGACACAAGUAUGUUCCUCAACAGUGCUAGGUACCAAGGUGAUGCCGAAAGAAUUGGUCGAUCGAUGUCAGUCCCAGUUCCAGAGGGACAUUUCAAUGGCAUGGCUCCAAUGCCCAACGACCUGCCCAUGCACCCACGAUUCAACCCAGCUCUCCCAAGAAGCCGAUCGAGCAGUCGAAGCCGCAAUAAAGCCCACCGCCGCACAAGCUCCGGCGGCUACGUCUCAGGCACCUCUCCCAAUCUGGCUGUAAGCAUCGAAGAGACCAUCGAGAACGCAUUGCAACGAGGACCCUCAGUAAACUACGACAACAUCCCACCACCACCGCCUCCGCCAAUUCUCCUUGAAUUACAACAUCUCAAUACACCACCUCCACCACCUCCUCCACCUCCAUUCCCGAUGUCCGCAGACCCUAUCUCUCCGCGUGAUUCCUCUGCUACAAUUGACAUUGCCAUCGACAACAACGAAGACCUUGGUCGUCUCCUCCCGCGCGCUAUGACAGCCGCUCCGGCGUUCAAUCUCCAUGCACAGAGUGUUGGUCCUCAAUCCGGAAAUCGACGUAUGUCUUUUGAUCAUCGCCGGAAUAGAAGUUCCAACGAAAGCUUCACCAACAAACUACGGAGCUUGACACGCAUGCGCAGUACCGCCAGUCGCAGUGUCGAGCCAUGGUCACAAGCCACGGAGCCCGAGAUGCAGUAUGAGAGUACGCAUUCCCAUUCUCAUUCGCACGGUGUCGCCUCGAACCAGAAUUACAUUCUUCCGAGUCAAAGCUAUGUCUCGCCUGGUCAGAACUUCGUCUAA
This is a messenger RNA of Penicillium nucicola, 4872 nucleotides long. Its product is annotated as WD40 repeat domain-containing protein. Gene Ontology annotation, molecular function: transcription factor binding. NCBI's taxonomy places the organism in Eukaryota, Fungi, Ascomycota, Eurotiomycetes, Eurotiales, Aspergillaceae. Gene Ontology annotation, cellular component: nucleus. The record is from RefSeq and is a predicted model, not a curated record. Bases 1 to 4872 code for a protein of 1623 amino acids. The transcript is spliced from 6 exons. Gene Ontology annotation, biological process: positive regulation of transcription by RNA polymerase II.